This is a messenger RNA of Cataglyphis hispanica, 1076 nucleotides long. Its product is annotated as isochorismatase domain-containing protein 2-like. The record is from RefSeq and is a predicted model, not a curated record. The transcript has 4 exons. NCBI's taxonomy places the organism in Eukaryota, Metazoa, Arthropoda, Insecta, Hymenoptera, Formicidae. Bases 165 to 776 code for a protein of 203 amino acids. Gene Ontology annotation, cellular component: cytoplasm.
UUGUCAUGCUUAUAAAGCUUAUCGCAUUUGUCCUCUAUUUUUCAGUUGAUUCACUAAUUCCGUGUGGAAUGCAAAUUUGACGCGUUUAUACAUUUUUUUGUAUCUAUUAAUCACGUAAUAAAGUGUGCAAUUGUGCAUUAUACGAGAUAAUAACACCUAUAACAAUGGCUAUAAAUGCUGCAAAAGCUAUAAUCAAACAAGGAAAAACUGCGCUAUUCAUAUGUGAUGUUCAGGAAAAAUUCGUCAAGGCUAUACAUGAAUUCGACAAGAUUGUUCAAAAUUCAUCAAAAUUGAUCAAUGCCUUGAAACUUUUGAAUGUGCCUAUGCUAGUUUCUGAGCAAAAUCCAAAGGCUUUAGGAAAAACCAUACCUGAAUUAGAUAUUUCUGGAGCAAAAGGACCUUUCGCAAAAACUCAAUUUAGUAUGUAUACUCCUGAAAUUUGUCAGGAGCUUGAGACAAUUUGUUGUGGAACAAGACCAGAUUCUAUUAUACUUAUAGGCAUUGAAACACAUGUCUGUGUAGAAAAUACAGCUAUUGACUUAAGGCAAAAUGGCUACGAGGUUCAUACUGUCGCAGAUUGUUGUUCUUCGCGUACUCAGGAAGAUAGAUUAUUAGCUUUGGAGAGAAUGCGAGAUAUAGGCUGCCACAUAUCUACUUCUGAGAAUGUUAUUUUUAAAGUUUUACGGGAUGCAAAUCACGAACAAUUCAAAAAUGUAUUAACUCUUAUCAAAACACCAACUCUGUACACAGGAUUAGUUCCUACAUCAAAGAUAUAAAUAUUUCUUAAGUAUUUCUUCUUUAAAAAAGUUAUCUACACAACAAUUAUUAUAUCAAUCAUAAAUCUUAUAUCAAUAUGUUUAAUACAGUUUAUUUUUUACAGUUUUUAAUACAUUUUGUUAGAAUUUUUUUUGUCAGUAGUCUUAAGCAAUUGUAAGGAAUUUUGAAAUGAAAAAAUUAUUCUUAUCAAAAGGCUAAUGUUUUAUUUUUAAAGGAUAUAGAACAUGAUAUAACAUUAUGCAAGAAUAAUGUACAAUGUAAUGUGCAAUGUUUAAUGAUAAAGUAUACUGUAAAUUAAA